UAUGAAUGAAACCCAGUCUGGUGACGUCAAUGGGGGGCCUCUUGACGCAGGAGUCACGUUGGUCGGGAGGGCGGAGGUAUAAGAGCUGCUGCCGCUGUCCGUGGUCCUGAAAACAGGAGGACCGAGAAGCUGAGUCCCGGGAGAGGAGAACCGGAGACCGAGCCUCACUAACAAAACAAAAACAACAUCAGAAAAAAUAAACAACUUACAAAAAAAAAAAAAAAACAACAACAACAAAAGGGAGCGUGUUGAUCUGCUCGUGACAGCGGGACCUCCAGAAGCUGAGCGAGUGACGCGCUGCCCGGGGAGGGGAGGCUGGAAUCCCCCCGCUGCUCCCACUGAGCCACAAGUGUUUCUCAUCUUCAGGCCCCGUUCUGAGCGGCCAUGACCGGGUACCACCAUGCCUCAAGUGCCCUUACCCUGCUGCUGCUCCUCCUGACAGGGGCCUCCCUCCUCCGUCCGUCCACCCCCACCCCUAUGAACACCCCUGAGGAGGGUGAUAACCUGCACAGAGAUUCUCCUCCUGCGCCGACCGUCACAGUAGAGGAGGAGAGAUGGGAAGAGGAGAGACGAUCGGUACAGAGAGAGGAGGCAGAGGAGGAAGAGGAGCUCUUCAAGGAUGUGGAUCCAAAAACCCUCGCAGCGGUUUUGCUCGAGGCGCUCAAUCGCUCGGAUGUGGGGAGGAGGAGGGAGGAAGAGGAGACGAAUUCUGAGACGAAGGAGGAAAACAGAGAGGUGAGAACGAUGAAGGGAGCGGACAGAGACAGAGACGGGCGAAAGGAGUUAGAGAUGCUAAUGGCUGCUCAGGGGAAAGAGCGAGAACGAGAGGAAGAGGAGGAGAGGAGGAAAGCUCAGGAGGAGGAGAAGAUGACGGAGAAGGUGACCAGUCGAACCACAAGCCAGACGGUCCAGGUCCAAGCAGAGCCGCAGCCUCCAAGUCCAGACGGAGGAGGGGAGAACGGGACGCGGGGAGUGAAUACUCCCCCCGACCAAGGCAGCAAUGAGGAGGAGGAGGAACAGCUCAGCCCGGAGGAGCUGAAGAGCCUGGAGACCAUGAUGAAAGAGUUUCCUAGUCUGAACACGGCCACAAAGAGGGAGGGAGACCAGAACCAGAGGGAGAGCCGGGGGUGGAGCAGCUACAACGAGGUCUUACCCGUCAAAGGAAGUGACAUCGCCAUGACGAAGAAGAAGCUGAAGUGGCAGGAGGAGACGCAGAAGGGAGUCGCCUUCCCGGCGUUCAGGGAAGGAAACUUCAUGGACGACUUUGAGGAUCGAGCAGGAAACAACGCAAUUCAGUCGCAGCUUCCGUCAGAGCAGGAGGUGGCUGAGGAGGAGGAGCCGGAGGAGGAGGAGGAGGAGGAGGAGGAAGUGUUGAGUCCCGAGGAAGAGGAGGCUCGCGCCAAAGCGGAGCAGGAGGAGAUGAGGAGGCAGGCGGCAGAGGCACAGCAAGCCAAGAUGGAGGAGGAGAAGCUGGCAGACAUCGCCUCCGACAUGCUGCUGCGCUACAUGGUGAAGCAGAACAACGGUAACAGGAAGUAUGGCUCGUCUUUGUCCAACGCCGCCGAGGACAAGCGGUCAGACGAGCAGGAGGCGACAGAGGAAGAAGACCUCGACCCCCAGACCAUCGACAAGCUGAUCGAGAUCUCCAGCAAGCUCCACCUUCCUGCCGACGACGUGGUCGACAUCAUCAGCGACGUGGAGAAGAAGAAGAAGAAGGACAUCCCCUCGGAGGUGUCGUCUCAUUGGCAGAGACCUCUUCCGCCGCUCUCUUCCGCUUACUCGUCCACCAAAGCUUUGUCUUCAUCGCCAACCAAUCAGAACAGCUUCCCCGUCUCUAAGCAACCAUCUCCCGCUGUCAAUCUCAUGAAAUCGUGGUUCCAGGAGAAAUCGCCGACAAAAUCACAGGAACUUUGGAGCAAACCUUGGCGAGCCAAUCAGAAUCUUUGGUCCAAACCCAAGAAACCAACCAAACAGGAAGUCUGGAUCAAACCGCCCAGGCCUGUUCAGACUGGAUACCCCUUUUACCCCUACAGAUACCCCUCCUACUACCAGAGGAACCCCUACCCAGACUACUACCCCAUCUACUACCCUCCUCCCCCCAGACCCAAACCCCGAUACUACCUCCCUAAACCCGCCCUCACCCGAGUGAAUCCCAUGGACGACCCCUUUGCUUUCCCACCAAGACGCCGCUAUCACAGCUGGGUCCAACCGCGGCUCAGAAACCCCCCUGCAGGCCUCCAGCAGAAGCCCUACUACCCCAGCUACCCCCGCCCUCUCUACCCCCGGACAUUUCAGCCCGUCAGAGUCCCCGUAAUGCCCCCUCAGCAGAAGCAGUUUUAUUUCUCGGCUCCGGCCGCCGCAGCCUCGAGAAACGAAGAUUAUUACGAGGCAGGAAAACAAGCGGAGAGCCGUGACGAUCUGGAGAAAUACAUCCAGCAGAUUCUCCUGAAGAGGCCGCAGAUCUCAGACUGAGAGGGGGAAGGAAGGGACAGAGAAAAAAGAGGAUGAAAAAGAGGAAAGAGAGUUCGUUAUGAUUCUUAUUUCUGGUUUUGUUUUACGUAUUUAAGAAAUGUCCUUUGUUUAUUUGAUUGGUUGAUUGGACAUGACGUUAAAGAGGACUGUGAAAGGAAAACGAACGACUCACAUCUACACUCCUCCUCCUGUUCCUCGGGGACGGAGGAGGGAGAACAGGAUGAAUGUUGAAAAAGCACGAUGCGGCUGAGAUUUGCAUCACGCUCGAACUGUUCAUCCAAACUCCCGACAUGUCAACAUUCUCCAUGUGGACAUUUUUAAAUGCCAACUAAAGGAGGACGCUUGAACAUGCUGUUACCUGUACCUUUAAGUCUGACGAGGCAGUGAGGGAUGCUGGGAAAUGUUUGAUGGCUGCUAAAAAAAAAAAAAGAGCAUUUGUGUCGUUAUCUCUGGCAGGGAAAUCUUUCAGAAUCACUGCACGGCCAAAAGUAUGUGGACGCUAAACUUUUCCCCUUAAUGUGCUGAUUCAGCUCAAAGAUAGCGGCCGGUGUCUGAUCAUAGACCGUGCAUAAGAAGGGACGUCAAUGCAGAAGUGCCUUAAACUUGCAUUCUCUCUAAUGUCCAGCAGGGGGUUAGAAAAAGAAGUGAUUGUAUAGAAAGUUCUGUUCUGGUUUAUUCCCUCAGUUAACAUUUUCAUAACGACUUUAUGUUCUCAAUCUUCAGUUUCGAGUUCCCUUCAACACCGCGAGAUGUUCAUUUAGUAAAUGAUGGAACCAUUUAGAGUCAAAGAGCGCAGGAAGAGGGGAGGAGUUAGGGCGGGGCUACCUGGGAUUGAGAAGAUGAAGAAGUCAAAAGGUCACGGAGUUCAUAGCGUCAAUCAACGGGUUCAGGAUCGAAGUGAUCAGACGGGAGGAAAUCUUAAGAGAAAAGGUUACAGCAGCAAACGUCAACUUCUCGAUGCCUCCAGUGAAACUAAAAGACACUAGGAUGGCAGGAAGUGACCAUAUUUGGAGGAAAAACCCUCGCUCCUCUGCAGCUCCACCCUCAUGUCCAAAUAUGGUCACUUCUGGUUCUUUAAAAACAAGAUGGCGGCUGCUGACAGGCCAAACUGGAGGCUUUGAACCAGUAGUCCAAUGGGAAACCAAUGGGUGACGUCCAUUUCUUAUAUACAGUCUAUGAUUCUGACUGUACGCAGUGAAUUUGUUGUUAGGACCAAACUGAAACCUAAAACCUCAGCAGUAUCAGAGAUAUGGAUUCUGGAGCUUUAAGAGAUCUUUGACACAAACAGUUUUACUUGGAGUCCACAUACUUGAGGCCGGUCACGUGACUCUCGUCUGAUGUCGUCGACAUGAAACCAACAUUAAUCAUAAAGUGGGAUUGGCCUCAUAAUGCUGAAGCCAUGAACAGUUUCAUCUGUUAAAUAAUACAUUUGAAUGCAAAUGUAUUAUUGAGUUUUCUUUGUGUGAAGAAGCAGAACGAGAUGUUUUCAUAAAGUAAACCCGCUCUCCCUGUAAAGCUCUUUACAGUAAACAGCAGCUCUCCUGAGCCACUGUGGAGCCUUGCUCGCUCUCUGCUAUAAUGGCUCCAUGAGUCAUCCUUUUGCAUAACUUCAAUUACCUUGUUGCUAUGGUGCCGAACCCCGGCCAAAGUCUAUACGGCAUUCUUUUAGAGCUGACGCCUUGGCAGCGAUGCAGCUGUGCAGGCAAACAUACGUGCAGAUUGUACUUUGAAAGGACGAGGCUGCAGCUCUGAGAUCACUGAUUCAUCCCUGUGAAACAUGCCUGAUGCUCUCAGCUCAAAGCUCACUGAGUACACAUGAAGAUUCUUUUACUUUAAACUGAAUCCUGAAUACAGGCUCGCCGGCUCGUCUUUGCCUCCUCCUGGUUCAGUCUGUCUUUUACACGUCCUCAUCAACAUGUUUACAGUUAGAUAAGGUCGUCAGAAUCUUCCCUUUAUUUGAUACGUCAGACAAGUUGUAAAGCCACGUCAUGGAGGGAUUCAAUCUAAACGUCUCUGAGUGUAACCAACAUUUGGGAAACAGCACAUUGCCAACAUAUUGGUGUAAUCAGGACUGUGUGCAGGUGAUUGUUUACAGUUAUUCAUCGGUCACUAAAACAAGAAAGUUCCCAUUUUUGAUUUGACUAGAAUCUAGAGCCCGACAGAGAUGAGAUUUUUGGGGCCGAUACCGAUAUGAUAUGUAUCGGCCGAUGUCUUUCUUAGAUCCCUCUUCGAUCUGUAGAGAUAAAUAAAAUACAGUUGAGGGACUAUUUUCAGCGGCGGAUUAAUCUACACGUUUGGGCCGCGCUGUAUUGACGGUGAAUUUCUGCCCAUGUUGAUAUGCAAAUGAGUCCUUCAGAAAGCAGCGUGCAGUCUGUGAUCAACACCUUGGACUUGUUUCACAGCUCAGUGAACACGAGACCUCGUUAGAUCACGUUUUAGGUGAACGUUUGAAUUCGUCAUGAUGAAAUGACUGUUUCGUUUUUGACCACGAUGCGGCUCUCACUGAGGGGUAAGAUGUUAGAGGCUCUGCAGACUUAACGUGAGUGUGAUCUAUUCAAAGCCUGUUUGUCUCUGCACAGCUGGGACACAGAACAUCUGCAGCCUCGUCCUUUAGAACGCCGUCAUGGUUUCAUCAAAGUGCCGCUGAAACGUUUCCGUUUAGCUCAACGAGACGAUCAGUGGUUUUUUUUUUAAAUCAUUUUUCAUCUUCAGCUCAGACUCUGUAACGUCUGUCCUCUGAAUGUGUCUCAGCCGUGUGUCUUACAUUUUAAACAAGUCAAGCUGAGCAGAAAUCUGCAGCCUUACAUCGCGUCACUGUGACGUCACGUCCAUGAGAUCACUGAGGUCAGAGGUCACGUCUGAAACACAGUAAAGAACAACACACGGCCAGGGGUUUUUGUCUUCACUGCUGGGAUCAGAUGAUUCAUACAUGAUUGUAAAAAUGUUUUUAAACCUGCAAAAAAAGAAAAGAUUGUUCUGCUGAGAUUGACUUUGUUUACGGACCUGUAUCCUGAGAAUCCGCGCUCGCUCGACGUCACUGAGACGAACGCAGCUCUUUGAUUCUGUGUUUCUGACCUUCGUGUCUCUCUGGAGUGAAAGCUUAAAGACAUUUGACAAUCUCAUUAUUAGAAAAUGUCAAAAUGAAGCCGUAAGAUAUAAAAAACAGAGUGGAGGAUUUUUUGUACUUUGAAUAAUUUGUUGUUUUUUAAUGCGCUAGAGAAGAGAGCGAGGAGGGGGCGGAGCUAAGAGGACCGUGUCUGCACGUUUACGUAUUCUUGCAUCUAAAACUUCGUAUCGAGCAUCAAUGAAAAAAGUAUAAAAAAAACAACCUCAAAGAUGAAGAAACAAAGACGUCGGUGUACCUUUAAGUCAUUGUUGGAGUCGUGUGUGUGUGUGCGGGGAGUCGUGUGUCUGUAGAUGUACUCUGUUGUAACCAUGGUAAUGAACAUGCGUUAGCUGGAUGUAAAUACGCGCAUGUCAAUCACUACUUUUGCUACGUGGAAAGAAACGAAUAAAGUCGACUAUUUUUAUUACCAAA
Messenger RNA from Labrus mixtus (cuckoo wrasse), 6010 nucleotides. It is a transcript of the gene vgf, whose product is annotated as VGF nerve growth factor inducible. Gene Ontology annotation, molecular function: neuropeptide hormone activity. The record is from RefSeq and is a predicted model, not a curated record. Lineage: Eukaryota; Metazoa; Chordata; Actinopteri; Labriformes; Labridae. Bases 385 to 2472 code for a protein of 695 amino acids. The transcript is spliced from 2 exons.